Penicillium olsonii is the source of this 8559-nucleotide messenger RNA. NCBI's taxonomy places the organism in Eukaryota, Fungi, Ascomycota, Eurotiomycetes, Eurotiales, Aspergillaceae. The record is from the annotation of a GenBank genome assembly.
AUGGGCGAUUUUAAACACAAGCUAAAACGCGGUCUGCGCAGGUGGGAUAGUUCCGACCCUGAGCGUGCGCCUCCGCCGCUACCAAUGAAUCCUCGUUCGAUGAGCCCGUCAAUGAGCCCAACGACGAGGUCUCAUGUUUCACCCAACAUUCAGGCAGUUGCCGCAAAGUUCACAGAGAAGCCUAGCGAGAAUGCGCCGAGCUCUUACACCACAAACCCCAUGCCACCCAAGUCGUCCUCUCCGGAGAGGUCUUUAAUAAAGGGUCAACAUCACAAGCGCAUGCAGUCUUUGCAGCCCGAAGAUACCCGACAAGACGCGCGCAGCGAGUUUAUGACCUACCUAGAAAGCCGUUCUCCAGAGCGACCUCUUCGCGCGACAAUUGUCGAUGGCGCGAAGCAGCGUGAUACCAACAAAUCAGCCAGUUCGCCAUCACUUCGCCAGGAUGCAGAAAAGGACGUGACAUACUCGCUGUCAAGCCGCUACCUAUCGAAACCAAUUCUAGGAGAGAGCACUCCACCGUCUGCUACGAUGUUAGCGUUACAAAACAUGCAACUGCCAAUGGAACCCGACCCUCCCUCACCCUCCAAGCCCCCUAAGAUGAUCACCGGCCCCUUCGAACCUCGACCUCAACCUGCUCAAAAUGCAAGCAUGGAUUCUCUCGCGAACCAAAUCCAUAGCUUGACCGACAUUGCGAGCGGCUUGCAACGCGAGAUGAUGAAUUUGAGCCGACGAAGCAAAGAUAAUGCUACCGAUUUGGUUAGCCUCAAAGCUGCCACGAACGCCCGAGAUGAAGACAUUCGAAAAAGCCUCAAGGAUUUGUCCUCUCAUCUCACAACCAAGUACCUGGAUACCGAAACCUCAAGGUUUGAUUUCAGUAAUCUAUUCAAGGGUGGUGAUGGGCCUAACCCCAAGGAUCCGGAUAGUCCCGUCUCAAAGAGAAGUUACUCGGUACCCCGUAUGCCUAGCCCUAAUCCGUUCGCUUUUGAUCGCGACUCUUGCACCUCACCCGCACCGAUUUCGGAUGGAUCUGCGGCCCUUGCUUUGCUCGAAAAAGUGUUGCGCGAGAUGGCAACGAAGGAAGGUGAGGAGAGACUGUUGGAGCUCGUUGAAGAACUCAAGUCGCGACCUGCCGCUACAGCCUCCGACAAAGAAGCCGAUACCAAAGUGACUGCCAUGCUCGAAGAGAUCCUCAACCUCGUGAAGGAAGACCCUUCCAGCAAAGCCCUCGUUCGAUCAUAUGGUAUUGCGAAUAACCUCAACGCCCCCGAAGAUGAGGUUAAUGAUUUCUCGCGGUCACGCUCCAUGGGAUCGGUCGAUCCUGAAGUUGUACGUGCACUUGAUCUUUCUAAGUCUGACAAGGGUGAUACCCUUAGCGCGAAUUCCGAAGAAGUCUUAGCAGUCCUCACAAGCGUGAAAAACAGCGUCGCUGAAUCCGGUGGCAUGACCAAUGGUGUUAAAAACCUGGUACGCGAAUUGCGAGGCGAAGUCCUGGGCAUGGGCCGGGAGCUUGGCCGCAGACUCGACGAUAUUGAAACGACUCGCGCGAGUGAUGAACCAGAUGACAAGCCGCGAGGCGCUGGGCCUGAAGAAAUCUCUGCUAUCGUGAACCGCAGUCUCGAUGACCUCAAAGAGCAGCUGGCUGCCACAAUUAAUGAAAGUCGACAACAAUCAUCCGACCUAUCCGAAUUCCGAGCCACCAUGAACAGCGCUGCAAUCUAUUCCGUGGUGAAGAAGGCUCUCGACGAGCUUGAAUUGCCGGAACCACAAUCCGAGCCCCGUGGUGCUGAGAUGGACCGAGAAGACAUCCUCGAGACCGUUCGCGAAGCCUGGGAAACUUACAAGCCCGAGAUUGAAUUCAACAAUUUCGGCUUGGAGCGUGAAGAAAUUCUUGCCUGUCUUGAAGAAGGGCUCAAGUCCUACCAGCCGCAGCAUGAAGAGGCAGUCACCUACGACCAGGUCCUUGCAGCUGUUGAGGAUGGCAUGCAAAAGUUCAACCCGCCAACAAUUGAAGCCCCCCCUGGAAUCGGUCGCGACGAGAUUAUACUGGUCAUUCGCGAGUGCUUGGACAAACAGCCAGAGCCUGCCGCACAAUCCCUGGACGAGGAACACGUCGGCCAUUUGAACUCUAUGCGUGAUGAGAUCCUCGAAGCAGUAGCUAAAACCAUGGCCUCUCACCACGAGAGCGCAAAGGUGAUGGACGAGGAACAUAUCAACCACAUAUACGGCGCCCGUGACGAGAUCCUCGACGCAGUGAAUGGCACCAUGGCUGCCUCCAAAUCAUUGAACGAGGAGAACGCCAAUAACUUGCACUCCGUCCGUGAUGAGAUCAUCGAAGCCGUGACUGCAGCGAUGGCUAGCCAUGCUGCCGGUGCCAAAUCCGCAGACGAAGACCAGACCGCCAGUCACCUCACUUCACUACGAGAUGAAAUACUUCAAGCGGUCGCUGGUGCAAUGGCGACCAAUGACACAGGUUCGAAGGAGCUGAGCGAUGAGCACGUUAACCACCUUUACGCCGUCCGUGAUGAAAUCAUGGAAGCCGUGACCGGCACUAUGGCGGCGCAUAACACCUCCAGAUCCGUGGAUGAGGAUCAUCUUGCACAUUUAAAUUCCAUUCGCGAUGAGAUUCUUGGUGCAGUUGCUGGAACGGUGGCGCAGAGCACACUCAGCAACGAUUCUGGGCUUGGGCGUGAUGAGAUUUUCAGCGCUGUUUCCGAUGGCCUUGAAGCACAUUUCACCACAGCGAAGGAUAUGGAUGAGCCGCGUAUCUCUCGCCAUGAUGUUGUUCAAGCCGUCAACGAAGCCUUCGAUGCCCAGCAAUCCGCUCUUAGCGCCACUAGUGGACACUCAAGCGUCUCGCGGGACGAGAUCUUGAAUGCAAUCGCUGAAGGAAUUGAGGCAUCGAUGAGCACCCAUAAUUCAGCCCUCGUUGCCAAUGCUCCGCAAUCCGUGUCCCGAGAGGAAAUUCUGGGCGCCAUUGUGGAUGGGAUUGAACAAUCAAGAGCUUCCACCAGCACGGAUAACGGGCCUCCUCUCUCUCGGGAUGACAUUCUCAGUGCCAUGGUAGAGGGGCUCGAACAAUCGCCAGGCCGCCAAGAGCCAAGUAUUUCUCGCGAUGAGAUUCUGAGCGCCAUUGCCGAUGGCAUUGAGAACUCCCACAGCAACUCGCGAUCUCUCGCCCUGACGGAGCAUGAGCACGAGGAUGAAAACCCCUCUAUCUCCCGAGAAGAUAUUCUCAGUGCGAUUGUUGAUGGCAUCGAGCACUCUCGUGCAUCCUCAGCCAAAGAAACCCCGCCAGGGAUUUCGAAGGAGGAAAUUAUGACCGCAGUAACUGAAGCGCUCGAGACCUCACAAAUAACCCAGCGCUCACUGAUGAGCACCAGCGAGCAGGAACCUCCCAUUUCUCGCGAAGAGAUUCUCAACGCUAUCUCCGAGGGUAUUCAAAACGGCAAUUCCGUCGCUCGAGAAAUCGAACUCAACCAGGAAGACCUGAUGGAGGCAAUCACCAACGGUUUGAACGAGGCUUUGGGCUCUACAAACACUCAAAUUGGCGGUGAAGUUACUGAUCGCCUGCAAAACCUUGUCGAGGACAUGAAGGAGGAGUUCAAACAGUACUCCUCGGCCAACGGACGGGACACCGAGCAAGUCUUGGAUGCUGUCAAAGAUGGUAUCGAUGUUGUUCGCAAGGAAAUUGAGACAUACGUUGCUACUUCUGCCGACAUUUCGGGCAAGGAGGAAAUAAUUGACACGGUCAAGGAAGGAUUCCGCCUUCUCCAUGCCGACAUGGAGAAGACAAUCACAGAUACGGCUCUGUCCAACGGUCCCCGGGGCGCCCCUGAUACCCCCGAGCUUCUCGACGCCAUGGAAAAGGAGUUUGAGCACCUGCGGGGCACAAUUACCUCUCUCCUGUUGCGAGACAACGCCCCUGGAGACAAGGAUGAAAUAUUGGACGCCAUCCGCGAAGUCUCUGAACAGACCAAGGGCUCUUCUGGAAACGAAGACGUUCUUAAUUCCAUCAAGCAGGAGUUCGAGGGCCUCCGAGAGCGGAUAGACAUGAGUGUUGUCCGCUCCGAGGGUAGUGCUGAGAAGGGUGAGAUCAUCUCAGCACUCCAUGAGCAAUUCGAUCGUCUCCGCGAAGAAACCGCACAACGAGAUGGCAACGAAAGUACGCUAUCCACGACAUGUGAAAUCUUUACCAGCGGCGUUGACUCCAUUCGGGAGGAUCUGAAAAAGCUUAUCGACAAACCGGCCGAGUUCGACAGUACAGAGAUUCUUGAGACCAUCAAGGAUGGUCUUGCGGACUUGAAGCUUGAAAUGGAAAGCCUCCGCCAGACUAGCAAAGAACCGGAUGAGGCUGCCUCCGUUCGUGGUGGUGAACUCAUGCUCGCGAACGAGACACCCGGGACAGCGGAGACGGCUGAGGCACCCAGCAUUGUGCCUGACAUUGAUGGCCUUAAAGCCCUCAUCACCCAGCUUCAUGACAAAGUCGAAGUCAUCGAGUCUACGCCUCGCUCAGUAGAGCCUGACGAGCAUGCCUUGAAGCGCUCUCACCUUGAUGAAAUCCUCUCGGCCCUUCAACAGGUGCAUGAAAAAGUCGAAGUCAUCGAGUCUACGCCUCGCUCAGUAGAGCCUGACGAGGAUGCCUUGAAGCGCUCUCACCUUGAUGAAAUUCUCUCGGCCCUUCAACAGGUGCAUGAAAAAGUUGGGGUCAUCGAGUCUACGCCCCGUUCGCCGGAGCCGGAUGAAAAUGCUCUAAAGCGCUCUCACCUCGAUGAAGUUCUCGCGGCUCUCCAGAAUGUUCAUGAAAAGGUCGAGACUAUUGAGUCAACUCCCCGUUCGGCAGAACCAGAUGAAGAUGCCCUGAAGCGCUCCCACAUAGAUGAAGUUCUUCUUGCUAUUCACGAACUCCAGCUUGCUAUGGGGGAAAUGAGUGCGCAGAAACCUGCCGAGAAUGACGACACCGCGAAAAAGCAGGAUACCGAAGCUCUUGAGCAACUGAUUCUGAGUACAAAAGCCCAGAUCGAAGAGCUUGUCUUCCCCUCGCCCGAUCAAGUUGCUACUGCUGAGCAUAUUGGAACACUUGAGUCAAUAAUCCGGGAAGCCAAGGACUCCAUAACAGAGUUCUCCGGUCGUAUGGAAGCCGAAGCACCGACGAAGGCUGAGAUAGGAACCCUGGAAGGUCUCAUCAAGGAUGUCUGGGUUGUCCUGGAGGAACUCAAGACCAAGGCAAAUGAGACCGAGCAGGAAGAUCCCUCCGAGAAGAUUCUCAAGUCUGAUCUUCAAACUGUGGAAGCCAUGAUCUUUGAGGUCAAGACCCAAGUUGACGAGCUCAAGCUCCCUGAUGUCGAGACUCUGCCAACCAAGACCGACAUUGAGGAUCUGUCUGGAAUGAUCAACGACUUCCGAGAGAAAAUGGAAUCGAACAACGAGUUGACAGCACAAGGCUUUGAUGCUCGCAAGGUCGAGCAUGGCGGUCUAGCUGAAAAGAUCGAUGAAGCUAAAUUUGUCGUUGGCGAGCUAGGCGAUGAGCUUAAGAGCAAGCUUGAUGGUAGCACCGAGGGCUUGGCUGAGCUCAAGCAACUACUUGAAGGCUUGGCUAUCACUGCCGAGAAUUUCUCCACUGCCGACAACAUUCAAGAGGUCACCGAUCUUAUCAAUCGCGAGUUUGAACGUUCUCGUGGCGCAGAAGAUGCGGGUAAAUCUGAGAAGGAGGAGCGAGACGCUGCUGCUAUGAUAAAGCAUGACGAAACUCGGGCCGCCAUUAUCGUCGAGCUUGGCACCAAGAUUGACGAAAAGAUUUCUGAAGUCCUUGCCAAGUACGAAGAUGCCCAUACUGCCCUCCACGCCAAGUUCUCAGAGACAGAGGACCGGGAUGCGGCACACACUGAGUCCUUGUCAAGCACGAAGAGUCUCGCUGAAGACAUCAGACUUGUCAUUGGGUCUAUGGGUGACAGUGUCAAUGAAACCUGCGAACGCCUCAGCGUGGACACGAAGGCCCUCAUGGAGCAGGUUGAUCAGUCCCGUCAACAGAUGGAAGAGAUGCACAACGAUGUCAAGUCGCAAAAGGAGCAGUCUCAGGCCGAAACCGACAGAGCUGUCGCUGCCACUGACCGAGUUGAAAGCAAGCUCUUAGAGUUCCACCCUCAAAUUUUGGAAUCCGUGCAAGAAAUUCUCAACAUCGUCAACCAACAUUAUGAUCACUCCCAGAAGUCAGCAGAGGAUUUCAAGUCCGAGCUUUCUGCAUUGCCUGCCAACAUUCCCGCAAUGCUGCCCGCGCUGCCUCCCCCAGAGCCAGAACCAGAACAAUCGCGCACGCUGGCCAUUGAGGACACACCCCUUCACACCAAACUUGAUGAUAUUCUCGAGCAUGCCCGAAAUAGUCAAGUCCAUGAGAUCUUGAACACUCUGCUUGACCAUUCCAAGAAUACUCAGGUUCAUGACACACUGAAUACUCUGGUUGAAAACUCCAAAAACGACCAGAUCCACGAGAUAUUGAACACUCUUCUUGAUCACUCUAAGGACACCCAGAUUCAUGACACCUUGAACAACCUAGUUGAGGCCUCCAAGAACGAUCAGGUCCACGAAGCUCUCAAUACUCUUCUGGAGGCCUCGAAGAACGAUCAGAUUCACGAGACUCUGAAUACUAUACUAGAGAAUUCGAAGAAUGAUCAAGUCCACGAAAAGCUCGACCGAGCUCUUGAGCAAGGGUCCAGCUCAAAUGAUCAAAUCCACGAGACUUUGAAUGCUUUGAUGGAAAGUUCCAAGAACGACCAGAUCCAUGAAAUUCUGAACGCACUCCUUGAUCACUCUAAAGACACCCAUGUUCGUGACACAUUGACCUCUUUGGUUGAGAACUCAAAGAACGACCAAAUCCACGAAACCUUGGGCACUUUGCUGGAGAACUCGAAGAACGAUCAACUUCACGAGAAGCUGGAUCGGGCUCUUGAGCAGGGUUCUGGAUCGAAUGAUCAAAUCUACGAAAAGCUCAAUGAGUUGCUUGACCAUGCCACCAACGGCACUGGCCCCAUCCAUGAGAAAUUGGACGCCUUGCUCAGUCGUCCCGAAAAUCCACCCGAGUCUGAUAAUUCCACGGUUCAGAUGACGAAAUUGGACGAGAUGCAUAGGGAUAUCAUGGAGAACUCUCGUAAAAUGAACGAGAUGUUUGCUGCACAGUCAGUGCUUGUUGCCGAAGACACCGAGCGGAAGCGUCGCGAAGCCGAGGAAGCCGCGGUUGCUUUGGAACGCAGAGUUUCACAGCGUGAGCAAGUUGAAGCCGAGCUUGUUGGCUUGCACGAAGAAAAAGACUCCAUGCUCAAUAUGAUCCAUCGCCUCAGUGCCGAGAAGGAAGAGAUGAUCAGACAAAACAACAGGCUCGCCAAGGAUCUAUCUGGCCUGGAAACCGCUCUUGAGAUUCGUCAUGAGGAGAUGCGACAGAUGGAAGAUCGCGCCGAUGGCCUCGAGAAACGCAUCCUCGAGGGCGUUCUUGACCAUGCGCGAACCGUCCUUCUUAGCCGUUCCAACAGCUUACAAGCUAUGAACUUGAAGCGGAACCGCAGCACCCGAAGUACCCGUAGCUCGCGUGCUGGUGCCCGCAGCCCCAGCUCAGUCAGCUCAGCCAGUACUGCCAAAGAAUCCAAAGAUAACCGCACCCUUGUCGGCAGUGGUGUUGGGAUGGCACUGAAGCGCCGAAUUCCCAACUCACUCCAUGCUGGAACGGUCGCCGUGCAGCCAAAUAUCGGCAAGGAGCGCCGCAUUCUCAGUCUGAGCCAUGUGACCGGCAAUCGUGGUGUUGACCGACAGGUCAGCGGCAAAUCUGGCAUCACGAAUAUGAAGCGCAGUCACUCUGUGAAGUCCAACAGUAUUCGCAAGGCCUCAUGGGCCGGCCCCACUCCUGUUUCCGACAAAGAAAACGAGCCUUUCCAGGAGGAGGAUGAACUUGCUAGCGAUACGGAGCGGGACGCUGGUCCUCGGCGCCAAACCAGUCACGCUGGAACGAAUCGCACAUCGAGCUAUGCGGGAAGCAUCGCCCCUUCUGACCGCAAGACAAGCUAUGCCGCAAGCAAUGCCCCAUCGGAGCGCAAGACUAGCUAUGCAGGAUCAGAUGCUGGGACUGAGCGCAAAUACCCCGAAAGCAAUGUUGGCUCUGACCGCCGCACAAGCUACGCGGCAAGCAAUGCUGGCACUGAACGACGAACCAGCUAUGCCGGAACUUGUGUCGAUAGCAUCGCCGAGAGUGUGGUGACCGAUGAUUCAGAUCCCCGUCGUGUGAGCGGAGUGAGCUCUAAGGCUGACCAAAAUGGGGCCGAAAGCUCCAUUGCUGAAAAUGACGGCGAGGACCGGGAUGAGGAUAUCUCAAUCGAUGGAUCCGAGCCCGGCGAUGACACUCACUCAACCCACGAAGACGCAGAGAAGCACGAUGAAGACCACCACGAGCAUGACGAGCAUGACGAGGAUCAUGAGAUGUCUCGUCAGAUCAGAGAGGCCAAUGAGGCGGCGGAAGCUGAAGUCAUGAAGCUGUUGUCGCCCACGGAUAGCGGACCCGCCACGGAUGUUGCGGUUUAG